GUGUGUAGUUUGUCCCACUGACGCACCCGUAGAUUUUCCCUGGUGUGAAACAUGGCGAGUCCGGGCGGUGGCGUGGUGGUGGAUGAGUUAAGAUAUGCUGAAUAUACAGCCAAAUCUAACACACGGAGUGAAACAGACAUCGACAGGCGCCUUGGAGGCACACUCAUUGCAGUGGGGCUCGGUGUUGCUGCAGCAGGCUUUGCAGGCCGCUACGCAUUCCACUUAUGGAAACCCCUUGGACAGGCCAUUACAGAAACUGCCAAGAAGUUUCCCUCCACAGCUUUCUCAGCCUAUUACAAAGGUGGAUUUGAGCAGAAGAUGACUAAGCGGGAAGCAAGUCUCAUCUUGGGUAUCAGUCCAACCAGCACCAAGGCAAAGGUACGUGAGGCCCACAGGAGGAUCAUGGUCCUAAAUCACCCUGACAAAGGUGGAUCUCCAUAUUUGGCAGCGAAGAUCAAUGAAGCAAAAGAUCUGCUUGAGUCUGGCCCUCGGCGUUGACCUGACUGUCUGUGCUCUUCAAAGCUCCAUCCACUCAGCUGUUUCCUUUUUGCUCUCAUCCUCCAUCUCUGUCACACACCCCUCCUCUACAGGAGCUCUCACUGACCAGCAUCUUCCUCUUUAUGCUGCCCUGCACCCAGCCAACUCAGAGGCUCUGCAUCGCUGACCUGUCAACUACUACAUGGACUACUACCGCCAUCAAUGUGGAUCAUCAGACAUCAAAGGCAGAUCUUUCAUGUUGAAGGACCUUUGUGUUGUAGAUAUGACAUUGUUAUAUUGCAAGUAUGAAAUUGUAUUAAAAUUAUUCGUUUUAGAUUGCUGAAAACAUGUGCUCUGUUUGUUGUAAUACAACAUUAAUAUUAAUCAUCUGUUUAUCAUUUUGAAGAAGUGUAAGGGUGCAAAAGUGCUCGGAGUGAGCCAGAUGGACCUGCGUGUGUGAGCACUCAUUAAGUUAUUUUAAGGCACUAAAUAAACCGAUACAUAUUAAUCUUAAAAACAAA
Molecule: messenger RNA, 998 nt
Organism: Pygocentrus nattereri (red-bellied piranha)
Lineage: Eukaryota; Metazoa; Chordata; Actinopteri; Characiformes; Serrasalmidae
Gene: dnajc15
Product: DnaJ (Hsp40) homolog, subfamily C, member 15
Exons: 6
Coding region: 52-498 (148 amino acids)
Biological process (GO): protein import into mitochondrial matrix
Cellular component (GO): PAM complex, Tim23 associated import motor
Molecular function (GO): ATPase activator activity
Source: RefSeq, a predicted model, not a curated record